AUGAGCACGACUAUUUUCGUUUUGAAUCUACCAAUCGAGGUUUUCCUCGAUAUUGCCGACGAACUGAAAUACCCCGAGACCAGCGUCCUGAGCCGCACAUGCAGCAACAUGUAUGGGCGGCUGAAUAUCUUCCUGUAUGGACAUAAUGUCCACAAUCACAAUGGUUGGGAGAUGUGGAGGGCCAUUAAGCUAGGAAGUAAGACCGCAUUACUGAAAUUCAUCGAGCAAGGUGCCAACCCGUGUGCGAUGAAGCGUAUGGACAGAUCGCUUUACUAUAACCCUUAUGUCCCAUAUGAGGAGUGCGCAGACGGGGAGGACGAACCAGGCACAAAGAAGAUCAUUGAUGUGGCACAAGAGUAUGAAUACCUGCACACCCAUGGACUGAUCUGGAUCCCUGCUCAAGACCACCAUAUUGGCCGUCGACGGGUUCUUUCUCCCUUAUACCUUGCGGUCAAGCACCAGCAUGCCGAGAUAGUGCGGAUUCUGCUGGAUAGUGGUGUUGAUCGAAAAGUGAAAAGCCGAAUUUACCAAUGA
Messenger RNA from Aspergillus ruber CBS 135680, 534 nucleotides. Its product is annotated as ankyrin repeat domain-containing protein. Bases 1 to 534 code for a protein of 177 amino acids. Gene Ontology annotation, molecular function: protein binding. The record is from RefSeq and is a predicted model, not a curated record. Lineage: Eukaryota; Fungi; Ascomycota; Eurotiomycetes; Eurotiales; Aspergillaceae. The transcript has a single exon.